Messenger RNA from Trichoderma virens Gv29-8, 810 nucleotides. RefSeq lists its product as uncharacterized. Gene Ontology annotation, cellular component: Golgi apparatus; cortical endoplasmic reticulum. The coding region runs from base 1 to 810 and encodes 269 amino acids. Lineage: Eukaryota; Fungi; Ascomycota; Sordariomycetes; Hypocreales; Hypocreaceae. The transcript has 3 exons. Gene Ontology annotation, biological process: sterol metabolic process; intracellular sterol transport; regulation of plasma membrane sterol distribution. The record is from RefSeq and is a predicted model, not a curated record.
AUGCCUAUCUGUAUAGAGUGCCGCUAUCCUGUCAAAACUCUGUGGACACAAUAUUCCGGAGCCGAUGACAAGUCCAAUGGGCACUUGAUCCGUCUCACUGUCUGCCGAAAAUGUGGUCAUUUCUGUGAUAAAUAUGUAGAGCACGACUUUGUUGUGCUCUUCAUCGACCUGGUCCUCAUUAAACCUCAGCCUUCCAUCAUUCGUUUGGGCGUGUUACUUCUGCUGUUUGAUGUCUACUUGACAUGGGCGCGAAUAGAGAAGCAAACCAUACCGUCGUCAACACCCGGCGAGAGUAAAUUAGGGCCGCUGGCGGAACAGCCGAUUGUGAUCCAGUACAUGUUCUUUCUGGUUCUUUGCGCCUUGUCCACCAUCGCUUUCCAUUUGAGCAUCCGAUUUUUUACCUCGUCCCACUUCUCGCCGCUGAAUAUCACAGGACUGAUGCCACGGUAUAACCGCCCGAACUCGGUAUCGACAGCCUUACUUGUCUCAUCCUCGACCAAAUUAUUUCCAAUAUUGAUGGUCAUCUGGGAAUAUGAUGUGCCCGCUGCCGCGAGGUCCCUAGGUUGGGCUGUCGUAGCAAAUAAUGUAGAAGCCCUGCGGAUUCUGCUUGACUGCAAAUACUAUGUAGCCUGCUUCUUGGCAAUUGCCGGCGCAUCUGUACGUUGGGCUGUGGGCCAGCUGAUAUUGAUCUCUGCUGGGCUGGGCGAUGUAGACUCCAUCGGUGAUAGCAGCGUUGCUGCAGAUGGCAAAGCUCUUUGGGCCUUAAUGAAGUACAUUAGGGAUUGGGCUGGCCGUUUAGCUGUAGGAUAG